AUGACACUUAAUAUCACAUCUAUGUUCAAUAACAAAACAACAAAUAUUUUAAUCAUACUAAGUAUGAUUCAUUCAACUCAAUUAAUUCAAAUUCAAUUCGAUUCAAAUAGACUUAAUCUAUUGGAAACGGUUUUUCAGAGAUACAAUGCAAUACAAUAUUCAAUGACAAUAGUUCAAUUCAUAAUAUGUACUAGAACAAGAAGAAAGAGAGUAAUUAAAAAACAAUACAAUACAAUGAAUAAAGGAAGAUUGUGUCAAUUGAUAUCAAUCAUAGUUGGUUUGGUAUUGGUUGCAGGUGGUAUUAUCGUUUGGUACGUGGUGAACGAUGCCAUUCAUCAACAGGUAGAGGAUGCCUCAGUGGCAUUGCCAGAGAACAACAAGAAUCCAGACAUCAAUCCAUGGCUUCGUUUCCUCACAAACAUUGGUGAUGAGAACAAUCAGCGUACCUACACUUUCUACGUCUACAACUUGACCAACCCCGAUGACUUCCUCAAUGGCCAGUAUCCAAUCUACGAAGAGGUCGGUCCAUAUUCUUUCUGGUCGUACUACAAGGCACUCGAUUACAAGCUCAUCGAAGGAGACACCAAGAUCUCCUACAAGGACUGGUCGUACUACACCGAGAAGGAGCAACUCGAUCCAGGAACUCGUGACCCAAGAGCCGACGUCAUCACUCAUUUCAACUUGGCGUAUUUCGCCGUUGUCCAGGCUGCCGGUGGUGAAACUCCACUCGGUUUGGCACUCUCUGCCAACGUUAUGUCGACCUUCUGGAAGGGUGUCAACGCACAAGCCACCUUUACUCAAAUUCAAAGCGCUUUCAUGGCAAUCAACAGUCUCAAGUUCUUGGGUGCCCAGACCGGUCAGAUCAUGACCGUAACCGGCUCUUCAGCCACCGACGUCUGUAACAACUAUUGGCUUGCAGCAGUCAAUCCAAAUCCAAUCCCAGCAAAUGCACAGAUUCCAGGUUCCAAAUACUAUCCAAUCGGAAACAACAAGGGUAUUGCCACCGCCUCUUGCGAAAUCUUAUUGAAUGUCUCAGGAGCAUAUCCAUUCGGACUCUUUGACAAGAAUCAAACCAAUCAGUUGGUCAUGUUAAAGGCCAUCGGUAGGGAUCCAACCUACUUGCCAAUUCUCAAGUCGGUAUGGGCCAACUAUGGUAUCACCUCGACUCAAGCCGACACCAUCAUCGACUAUAUUAAAACCACAAUUCUUGGAGUCAAUGUUUUGGAUACAGCUGCAUUCGCUGCCAUCACUGGUUGCGCCACCUGUAGCUACAACGACGCCUUGUACUUCCAGAUGGCAACUUCCGGAGGUUACCUCGGAACCACCGUCAUGAAGUUAGAUCCAAAUCCAGCACUUCCAUCGGGUCCAGAGUUUGGUUACAUGAUGAACGUCACCAUCCCAGUCCCAUCAAUGAAAUACUUGAUGAACGCAACCAAUCCAUUCAACUUCUUGACACCACAAGGUAUGGGUGCCAUCCUCAAGUACGUCACUGGCGGUCAAUGGCAAGUAGUUGCCGGUGCCGUCGGAACCAACGAAGCUCAAACCAAGGCAUUGGCCGCUUACAUCGAUACAUUCAUGACCACCUUUGUUAAGAACUUUGUUUUGGCUCAACCAGGUAUCGGUUUGAUCGGUACUCACACUGUCUACGACUUCCUCUUCAACAUGACCGACCCAUUGCUCAAGCUUGUCAAGGCCGCCGACGGUCCAGCCGCUUGGAGAUCCAACGUAGUCUCAAUCACCUUCAAUGAAACCGAAGCCGAAGAGACUUUGCCAACUGAAUUGGUCUACACCGGUAAGGGUGACGUCAACCGUGUCUUGGCUCCAAUCACCUACGACGGUAGCACCAACUACACCUACAACGCCACCUUCCAAGUCGAGGGUAACUCACCGGAGCAACUCGGUCCAUACUUCCUCGCCGAGACCGACGAACCACAAGUAGCCGUAUUCUCCAGUGACUUUGCCAGAACAUUGCACUUUGAAAAGGUUGAAUCCGGUGCACUCUCUGGUUUGCCAUACUACCGUUACAGAAUUGCCCAAUCCGACUGGGAACCAAAUCCCGAUAUGUACAUGUCGAUUCCAUACGUUCUCAACAUGACUGCCACCCUCGGUAAGCCAGUGCACUUCACCCGUCCAAGAAUGUUGGGUCUCAACGUUGCCUACCUCGCCAAGUGCGGUCUCCAAGACUUUGCCUACACCACCGUCGACAACGAUGUUUUCGCCGACUACGAACCACGUACCGGUAAGGCUAUCCGUGGUCGUUACUCAUUGCAAGCCAACGCCUACAUUCCAGGUACUGAUCGUGAAAUCUCACCAUUGUUCAACCGUUUCACCGGUAACGGUCAAAUCUACGGAGAUGUUUUCCACCCACUCUUCUGGGGUAAGAAGGAAGUCGUUGCUCUUCCAAAUCAAAUCGAUGCUAUCCUCUUUGCCUACAAGAUGGACGGUCUCCGUUACGGUUUGACCAUCCUCUUGAUUGCUGGUGGUGGUUUCCUCAUCCUCGGAAGCAUAGGUCUCUACCUUUUCGAACAUGUCAAAGAGAAAAUAUUAUAA
Molecule: messenger RNA, 2550 nt
Organism: Heterostelium album PN500
Lineage: Eukaryota; Evosea; Eumycetozoa; Acytosteliales; Acytosteliaceae
Gene: lmpB
Product: lysosomal integral membrane protein II
Exons: 2
Coding region: 1-2550 (849 amino acids)
Biological process (GO): phagocytosis, engulfment
Cellular component (GO): vesicle membrane; cytoplasm; phagocytic vesicle
Molecular function (GO): scavenger receptor activity
Source: RefSeq, a predicted model, not a curated record